GCAGUGCAUCUGAUUUUUAUUUCCUCUGACUGUGGGUCUCUGGUGAAGGCCAGCAGUUUGGCUGGCAGUUUGCAGACAGGCUCCUGUGCUCUCCUCACCUCGGGUGAACCCUCGUGCUUGAAGUCCCAAGACCUUUUCCUCCACAAAGGCCCACUGUAGUUCAGCACUGUUUCAUUGGAGCAGAUGUUCACUUGGACAGUAACUAAUUUGGUGUUUGUGCAUGCAGUAACCCUGCACUCCCAUUGCAAAUUCAUGUGGUUAUUGAAUGCUUGUGUGUAAAUUAAUAGGGCUCUCAUGUAUGGACACUAAAUCCUGCAACUCAUGCUCAGGAGUUCCCAAAAGCUGUGUGGAGGCUACAUUGAUGGAGUCUGGUUGGUCUGGGGGAAAGGCACACUGGGCUCUGACUUUGCCCACAGUGUGCUGAGCUGCUUGGGCUGUCUUGUGAUAAGGGAGGGGUCCUGGUGGGGGCUACAAAGCAGGAGGACCAUGGGGCUGGGGAAUAGCAUUGCUCAGGAGACUUUGAGCUCAUUUUUAUGCCUAAACCUGGCAGCUGACAGUAGGAACACUGAAGGAGCUGGAGCACUCUGCUUGGGAAUGGGAUGGUUCAGAGACAGAUGAUCAAAUGAAGCUUUGAAUAUUUGACCUACAAAAAUCUGCAACGAGUCUUACGUGUGAAACAGUAGCUGUGAAUGAAGGGCAUUUUGCAUGUGCAAGGAGGGAGCUCCUGGUGCUGCUGCCAGGUGCUCUUGCCCUGUUCCUGUUCCAUCCGGGAUGGCAGGGCCAGGACAAGCUCCUGCCUGCAGCAGAGCCCAGCACUGGAGCAGAGCCCGGCACUGGGGUCACUGCUGUUGAUAGAGGUCAGUGUAGGGAUUCCUGUUGAGAGCAGCAGUGAAGAAUCUGCCUCUGUGCAGUCCUGGUUUCCCCUUCCAUCCUCCAGUCCUUGUGCUGUCCUCCUUGGAAUGCUGCCAAGCCUGGAUCCUGCUCCUUGGCUGUGGGUGGAGGUGGAGUGGCUCUUCGGUAAACAGAAUUAGAGGCAAAUGUGGGAGGUUCCUGAAGUCACCUGUGAGCUGCCUCCUCCCAUACCUGGACCCGGGCUGCCUGCAAGGCGCUUUAAAUUGCCACUUGGCACAGCCCUGGACGCAGACUUCAUCGGCAUGCCACGAAGCAUCCUCCUGCUGGGGCUCCUCGCCCUGUGGGUGCAGCUGCAGGCAGCACCCAUUGCAGAGUUCCAUGGAGUAGCUCCAGCUGGGUGGCCGCCACCAGGGCAGCUGGGAAGUGCCCUGAGCCUUGAGCCUGGGAAAGAGCCCAGGAUGGUGCCUGAUAAUGGUGAUGGUGACAAUGACAAUAACAGCUUGAACAGCAGUGAAACUGGUGACUCCAAUAGCAGUGAAACUGGUGAUGAUGGCAACAAUGCCAAUGACUAUGAUGGUGAUGAUGGUGAUAAAAAUCAGCUUUGUGAUUGCAAUGACCAUGGUGACAACAACGGUGAUGAUGGUGUCAAUGGUGACAAUUCAAAUAGCAAUGAAGAUGGUGAUGAUGGUGAUAAAAAUGACCUUUUUGAUAGCAAGGACAAUGACAAUGAUAAUGGUGGCAAUGACAGUGAUGAUGGCAAUGAUGAUGGUGAUGAUCUCAUCAAUGAUGAAAAUUCCAAUAGCAAUGAAGAUGGUGAUGAUGGGAUCGGUGAUGAAAAUUCCAACAGCAAUGAUGAUGGUGAUGAUCUCAUCAAUGAUGAAAAUUCCAACAGCAAUGAAGAUGGUGAAGAUGACAUCAACAGUGACAGUUCCAAUAGCAGUGAAGAUGGUGACUCCAAUGACAAUGAAUAUGAUUACUCCAAUAACAAUGAAAAUUAUGCUGAUUAUGGGGGGUGGGGAUUUUAGAUUGUAACAGCUGGGAUUUUCAGAGAUUUUUGGGUUUUUCUUUUGUGGCACCCAGCUCAGGCUACCAGAUUUGAUGAUUGUUCUGUGCCAAUAAAUGUAUCUAGUGAACAUGA
Molecule: messenger RNA, 1990 nt
Organism: Cyanistes caeruleus (blue tit)
Lineage: Eukaryota; Metazoa; Chordata; Aves; Passeriformes; Paridae
Source: RefSeq, a predicted model, not a curated record